Molecule: messenger RNA, 2613 nt
Organism: Phyllotreta striolata
Lineage: Eukaryota; Metazoa; Arthropoda; Insecta; Coleoptera; Chrysomelidae
Source: the annotation of a GenBank genome assembly
AUGGAGGGAUUUACGGACGAGGAACCGUUCGUAUCAGCUAUCUACAAGCUGUCAGGCAACGCAUCGGCUUCGGAAUUAUUCUCAAGCGAUGAAGAUGCAAGGCCCGCUUUUAAAGGACAAAAGGGGAAAAGGGAAAGGGAGCAGAUGUCACCGAAGAAAGGGAAGAAAAAGAUUAAAGAAGAUAAAGGAACGAAGGUUUCGGAGGAUAAGGAAGGAAGCAAUAAACUAAACGAGUUUAAAAAAAUGUACGAAAAGAUAAUGACCGAAGCGAAGAUUCUUAGCGAUUUAAUACGUCAGCACGGGAAUUACACGAAGAUGGAAAUUAAGGAUCACGUCAAGGAGAUGAGAAGAUGGGCGGAGAAGGGAGAAAUGACACUUAUAGAGGUAGAACAAGAGAGGCACACGCGUAGGGAAGAAAAGCCGAGGAAGGAAGUUAAAACCUGCACAGUAGGAACACAAACUUACCUGUCGGGAAAUGAGGAAGAGGAAGAAAAGGAAAGUAAGGAAAUUAGUGAACAAGUAGACCGGGUUGUAGAAUAUCAAGACCUGGAGCCGCUGAUGAAUAGACACUGGCCACAGGCGACAUACAAAGCGAUAAAAGAAGUGGAGAAAACCCAAGACACCUAUAAGGACAACACCUUUGUAUACCUGUUCGACCAUAGAAGGGACAGGUCAGACGGGGAGGGACUAGAGUUGGAAACGGUAUUCCCAGGUUUUAAGGAAAUGAUAAAGACUAGUAAAGGUGACACGGAAGAGAUGGGCAACACUCAAACAAUCACAUCGAGGGCAGGAGCUAAAACAACGGUUAAGAAAGUAUACAUGCAGCCAGUCACUGGGGACUCUGUAGUGUGCGAGGAAACAUAUAAGAAACUGGAAGGGGUGUUGAAAGGUUGCAAGAGGAAUUGUAAUGAGGGAACCUCAAUGGGCAGUAUAGGCAUAAGCGAGGAGGAGGAGGAAACCUUUAAAGGCCAAAGGGGUAAAAGAGAAAGGGAGGAACAAUCUCCAAAUCAGAGAGGUAAAAAAAGUAAAGAGGACGAAAUACUUAAAGGAGUCACUGUAAUGAGUGAAUUUAAGGAACUAUAUUCUAGGAUAAUGAAGGAGAGUAUAAUUCUAUGUAACCUCAUGGAGAAGCACGGGAACUAUACCAAAAAUGAAAUCAAGGAUAAGGCCAAGGAAAUAAGGAGAUGGACAACUAAAGGAGACCAGAAACUCAAAGAACUGGAUAAUCUUCAAAUAGUACAGUGUGCAGGAGAAGAACAGCGGAAAAGAGACGGGAAGGAGAAAGCUGUGCAAACGGCGAAGGAUAUAGGUAAGAGGAAAGGUGCACUAGCAAGAACUCCGCCUGAACAAGCAAGGAAAAAUGUUGUUAAGGAAGAGAAAUUCUAUACUCCAAAAUCGGGAUUCAGCGAAAGUGGAUCAAUCUCUUCUGAAAGAUGGGAAGACGAGGAAAUAGGAGCAAGCGAGAUAUACGACUUAACGAUGGAGGAAGACAGUACGCCAAAUAAGAUGGGUGGGAGACAGACAGCUAAAAAGAGAAGGAGGGAUGAUGACAGUACACCUAGCACACCAAAGGAGGAAGCGAAAAUAAUAAGGAGCAUAAGAGAGGAAGAACUUAGAAUACAUGCUGUAAUGGAAAAGGAAUCUGUUUCGGACGAAUUACCGACUCCUGGGACAAUGGAGGGAUUUACGGACGAGGAACCGUUCGUAUCAGCUAUCUACAAGCUGUCAGGCAACGCAUCGGCUUCGGAAUUAUUCUCAAGCGAUGAAGAUGCAAGGCCCGCUUUUAAAGGACAAAAGGGGAAAAGGGAAAGGGAGCAGAUGUCACCGAAGAAAGGGAAGAAAAAGAUUAAAGAAGAUAAAGGAACGAAGGUUUCGGAGGAUAAGGAAGGAAGCAAUAAACUAAACGAGUUUAAAAAAAUGUACGAAAAGAUAAUGACCGAAGCGAAGAUUCUUAGCGAUUUAAUACGUCAGCACGGGAAUUACACGAAGAUGGAAAUUAAGGAUCACGUCAAGGAGAUGAGAAGAUGGGCGGAGAAGGGAGAAAUGACACUUAUAGAGGUAGAACAAGAGAGGCACACGCGUAGGGAAGAAAAGCCGAGGAAGGAAGUUAAAACCUGCACAGUAGGAACACAAACUUACCUGUCGGGAAAUGAGGAAGAGGAAGAAAAGGAAAGUAAGGAAAUUAGUGAACAAGUAGACCGGGUUGUAGAAUAUCAAGACCUGGAGCCGCUGAUGAAUAGACACUGGCCACAGGCGACAUACAAAGCGAUUAAAGAAGUGGAGAAAACCCAAGACACCUAUAAGGACAACACCUUUGUAUACCUGUUCGACCAUAGAAGGGACAGGUCAGACGGGGAGGGACUAGAGUUGGAAACGGUAUUCCCAGGUUUUAAGGAAAUGAUAAAGACUAGUAAAGGUGACACGGAAGAGAUGGGCAACACUCAAACAAUCACAUCGAGGGCAGGAGCUAAAACAACGGUUAAGAAAGUAUACAUGCAGCCAGUCACUGGGGACUCUGUAGUGUGCGAGGAAACAUAUAAGAAACUGGAAGGGGUGUUGAAAGGUUGCAAGAGGAAUUGUAAUGAGAGAGGACAGCAGACAAUCAAAGACUAG